Molecule: messenger RNA, 4971 nt
Organism: Amoebophrya sp. A25
Lineage: Eukaryota; Dinophyceae; Syndiniales; Amoebophryaceae
Source: the annotation of a GenBank genome assembly
GCUCCAGGAUCUCGAAUCUUGUUUGAUCCUGCCACCCUAACAGAAAGGACCCUCAAUCGCGCGUGUCACGGGUCUUUCCCCAGUAAAGUGUAGAUAGUUGUAGAUAUUUUUAUUCGAAUUGAUUGGUACGAUCUCUCAUCCUAGUAGUUUAUUGGGCAAAAUUCGGAAAUCGCUUGAGAUAAGACCUGUUUAUGAAAGUUUGAUGACAUCUUAUGCAAGACCGACUUUUUUGAGGCAUGCAGUAUGAGUAAAAUCUUUUCCAUAUUUUAUGAGUUUUUUUAUUCACUGAAUUUUCUUUGCUCUUGAUAACUCUCUAGAAAAGUGUUCGGUAACCGGACAGAUGGUCAAAGUGUGUAAGUAUUAGAUACGCAGCUUUUGUGUAAGUAUUAGAUACUCAGCCCAUUCAAGUUUUUUCUGGAUGGUUGUGUUGAUCAUGAAUAUAUGAAUGGAUGCUAGCGUGACUAACAUGUAAAGAAGAAGUCCUAGUGUACAUAGAUAAAGGCGUUGUGUUUAAUGAGUCUCAGUGUUGAUGUAGUAGAAGGUGCGUGUAUAUGUAAUAUGAUAAAUAUGGGAAGGAUUUAGGAAUUAUUCCAUCUCGCAGUGUUCCUGAGUCUUCAGAUUCCACAACUUUUAUUUCGAUAGGUCACCAUUGAAAAGUUGCAUGUUCUUGCUAGUGAGGUGUCCUCGACAGUCCUCAUUGAUUACAGCUUGUAGAGACAGGAGAGUGAUCUUCCUUCCUCGUUAAAAAAUCAGAUUUGUUUCCGUCUUGAAUAGGUAUAAGCAGGCCGUGUGAGAGAAAAUAAUGUUUGCAUCUAUUUCCGGCACAGCAAGGACGUUAGGUCCGCUUGCAGCUGCCGGCUGUUCUGCGGGUUGUCUCCGUGAGGACGCUGCCACGCCCUCUUCGCCUUCGUCCUGUCGGAGAACAAACGAUGUUCAGCGUUUUGUCGCUGUGGAUCGCAAGUACAAGCAUGGAGAAGGACAAGCGUUGUCGCAAUCUUCGCAUCGCAGAGUAGCAGUCGCUAAUUGCCACCAUGGUAAUAAAUCUGAAGUUCCUCUUCUGAGGUUUGUAGUUGUACCAAGGUCGUGCCCAAGGACGACGAUCGAUGAGAAUGUCAGCACGUCCGGUCAUCUCUUUCGGAGACGAACUGGCUUCGACAAGACGAGUUUCAGUCGUGCUUUGCGUGCUGCACGAUUGCAGAGGAGGCGGAGUGGCGAUCAUGGCUCGUUUCUUGCGAGGAAAAAAGGGCUCGUUUCUUGCGAGGUGCGGUCCUGGGAUUUGGCUGGAGCAACUCAGGCUACUCCUGCAACUGUUCAAUCGGCUAGAAAAGACGGCUGUACUCAUGCUCGACAGCACUGUAAAGAACCCAGACUAAGUCAAGAACCCAGACAAGACGAUUGUGAUGUGGUGGACAGCACUUCCUCUUGUUGUGUGGGAUCACGCGAUAAUGACGAGAGUGCUGCUCGUCCAUCUACUUCGACUAGAAUAAGGUCUAGUGAGGAAGAAGACCUCUUCGGAGGUGGUAAUCGUUGUGUGGGUUCCACAUCUACUGAGACGAGCAUUUGUGAGGAACCUUCUUUCGACGAUACUGAAGCGGACGAACUACAGGACGACGCAGGCCCUUCCUCGAAGCUGCCGAAGAUAGAGCGAGUAAAGUCCAUGCGCAUGGAUAGAGGACUCUACAUUCGUGAAAGCGUGCGGCGGUUCGAAGACAGCUACUCAGGAGAAAAAGCUAUCGGCGAAGGGGGUUUUGCUUCUGUCUUCAAAUGUCGACAUAAGCUCACGGGUGUCAAUCGAGCUGCAAAACGAAUCUUAUGCUUGUUUCCAACUUAAGGUACUUAUUUGAAUAAAUUCCUACACCUCACCUAGUACAGUAGAUUCCCUAUGAAGUCGAACAUCCCACCAGCUAGUUCGGUAAUAAUGCGUGCAAGUGGUGCAAGGUUUCCAUUUCAUUUUUGAGUAGAGUGUCUGCAAGGUUUCCACAAUCUACUUUUCUUGGUUUUUGUUUUUUCCUAGUUAGGUUUGCUCCGCCACAAGUAUUAUCUUGUCACGCUUCAUUCCUGUCGAAGGAGGUCUUAAAGGCGGAUUGGGGUAUGUUCGAGAAUGAGGUUCGAAACCUGAUAACCCUGGACCACCCGCAUAUAGUCAAAUUGCUGGAAUAUUUCGACGACGGCAAGGAUAUCGUGCUUGUCUUCGAACUAUGCCGGGGCCCGGAUCUUUUCGACCGGUACUGCUAAAUCCUCUAAUACUGAAACAGGCGACGUGCCUUAGCCACAGUAGUUUGUCACCUUUUCCAUGGAAUUUCGGUCAGGCCAUUUUUAAAACCAUUUGGGAUUUACUCGAGUAUUUUUCCCAAGAUUAGUUUUCUGCAAAUCGUCUCUCGUCAUUGUUUUUUUCAACAUUUCUUCACAGGAUCGUUGAAGUGCUGCGGAAAAAGGGGAAGUUCAGCAAUCAAGAGGCGGGGCGACUAUUGAAGCACAUGCUAAAAGCAGUUUUCUGCUGUCACAGUCUAGGUAUCGUGCACCGCGAUAUCAAGCCAGAGAACUUCAUGUUUGCCUCUGCAGAUAAGAACUCGAGUCUGAAGUUGAUCGACCUCGGACUCUCCGUCAGCACUGUUAUGACAAUGAUCACUUGCUAUUGGUUGUCAAUGGUCUUGGUUGUUAAUACAAUGAUCUUGUAGUCAUGCAACGUGUUAAUACAAUUGGUAUUGGUUCUGGUUGUGUAUCUGUAGUGUUGUGAAUAGAAACUUUUCUUCACUGUGAAGAAAAAAAGUUUCAAAAUAAUGAACUGUAAUGACCUCAAGCCGAUCGCUGGGUCGUAUUAAAACUAAAGCUUUUUACCUAUGCCUUCAGAAGACUUCCUGUCCUUAUGCGACUAUCUAAUGUCUGCGCGGGAGCGGGUGGUUUGCUGAAAGAGACAGAUGAGGAUUGCAUAGAGGGUGAGCGUGGAACAGUGGCAUACAUGCCACCAGAGAUGCUCGCUGGGAUGAAGUACGACCGGCGUGUCGAUAUUUGGGGUCUCGGAAUUAUCCUGUACAUCAUGCUAACAGUAAGGCCUGGAGAACUUCAUCGUGUAGAAGAACAUGCUACGCUUCUCUAGUUCUAGUACAAAGAAGCUCUUUUAUCACGGUAAAGUCGUAAUCGGUAGUUCUUGAGACUUCUACGGUAAUUGCGAAAUAAUUACAACAGGAGCACACACAUGCCUUUUCGAAGGGACAGGGUGCACCAAAAUGUUAAAAGGAGCACCAAGUAGACGCUUAGUGCCUUAGCAAUAGGAGCACUAACAUGCUUACCUCUUUAGCACCAAGAUGCUUAGCUCCAUCUUCGCACCAAGAUGCUUUGCUUCUUAGCACCAAGAUGCUUACCAAGAACACAGGUUUUAUCUCUGGCACUCUUUUUUUCUUCUAAUGUUUGGAGAGCCGCUCUUCACGCUCGGGGCCGAGGAUGACGAGGUGAAGACGCAGAUUCUGAAUCCGGCACACCAGAGAAAGAAUUGAGGCUUGAGGAAAUACAUCUUCCCAGUCAUCUUUGUCCCGUUUCUAAAGGGAAACGGGUGCCGAGAUGCUCCCCAGGAUGGAUUUCUGCAAGUUCCAAAAGAAGAUGCGGAAGAAAAGGAAAGGCUUAGACCCGGAUGCGUAUGACUUGCUCGAAAAGAUGUUGGAGCGUGACCACCACCACAGGAUAGAUGCGAAGGAAGCGUUAGAGCACCCGUUUGUGAAAAAAGCCUUCGACGCAAUAGUAGAGAGCGACGUGGGCCGAGCAGCUUCGGGAAAAGGUGUCUACGUAUAAUCUUUGUCGGUCAGGCUGAAGUAGGUGGAGCUUGAUAUAUUUGUAUUGUAAGUGGAAUCGCAAAGCUGCAACAGUUUCUUUAAAUGGCGGCGCGAAGAUGAUUUUCUCGCUAAUGAGCUGUCUCUGUUUUCUGUCAUCUCAACUCCCGAAUAGUGAUUUCUUCCUUUUUAAAAGAUUUGAUGAAUUACCCUACAGCAACUACAGGAGGCUCACGACAAAAUAACCGGUUGAGUAUGGAUGAAGUGAUUACGAGGAUGGACGCCUUCGCACAACUGCCACUACUGAAGCGCGCUAGCAUCAUGGUACUGGCGCACCUCACGGCAACCGAUAAUGCGGAGCUAGCGGCGCAUCGAGCAACCUUUCGGCAACUAGAUAUCGACGGCAACGGAACCCUCACGGUUGCAGAGUUCAUGCAAGCGAUGAAAAGUCAGGGAGACACGGUAUGAGUUACUAUGUUACUAUCUCUAUGUUAAAUGUAAGUACUUACUUUAAUUUCAUCAGUCAUCAGAAGAUCAUUUCUACCCGUGCUUGCGAUGAAGAAAGUCAUUGUCUUCUAUGACUUUGCUUUCUUAAGGGAGUUGUCACCUUCAUUGCCAGCUACAUAAAUUCUUCAAUUCUCUCGUUGCACAUACACUCUAUAGUAAUAGUUGAGCGACAUCAUGAUCUCGUCUUCACUUACUAGGAAUUCGAUGUGCUUCGACAUCUCAUCUUUACUCACUAGGAAUUCGGUGUGCCUCGGGAUUUUCUGGAAUCGACCUGGCGUGGCGUGGAUUUGAACCGUUCGAACGAUAUCAACUUUACCGAAUUCAUUGCCGCAACGCUCGAUUGGCGCACGAUGCGCGACGAGCACUUCAGAGGCGUUUUCCAAGUGCUGGACGCGGAUGGGUCGGGCCGCAUUGACCUCAGGGAUCUCCAAAUUCUCUUUCCCGAGAACGGUAAGAAGGACUUGCUGAGGAUCAUGACGGACUUUGGGGUGCCAGAGGGUGGAUAUCUCACAUUGGAGAAGUUCACAGAGAUCAUGAAAAGGUGAAUUAUAGGUUGUACUACACUUUCUUUUGCUUUUUGAGAACUUCAGGGAGAUCAUGAAAAGGUGAACAAUGAGUGUUACUACACUUCUUUCGGUUUAUUCUUAGUGCAUGAUUGUAGAGACUUUGGACGAUUGAAGGCAGGCGCAAUGCGCUUUCG